UUAGCCACUCUUUGCGGUAAAGUGACGUCAUCUGCCCAUCAUUUAUCCAGGGCACAAACAUUCGCCGGCGAUCGGGGCGUGCAACAAGUACGCUGAUCUCUAAGCAAGGGGUUUAAAUUUCGAAACAUACGGGACACCCUACAACACGUUGACAACAAACAGAAACAAAAAGCUGAGACAAUAGGAGAACCAAGAUGAGUGCUCCAUCUGAUUUUAAACUUGCUCCAGUUAACCCCAAAGACCGGCCGCGUCCUUUCCCACCACGAUGGCUGAAAGGACAAAAAUACCAGGAUGUGGCAGAGUUUCAUGAAAUAGAUGAACACGCUAUUAGGGUGUCCCAGACAAAUCACAAGAACUUCAAAGAUUUGGUAUGGCACCUUGUCUUCAACCAGAGGAUGUCAGAGUUGGAAGCUGUCAGGGCCAUAUUUCGAUGGAUGACCUCCAAGAACCUGCACACAGUCCAGUUUGACAAGGAGCCCAAGAAUUCACCAGAGGAGAUAGUUUGUGGCUUCAGAAGCAAGAAGAGCACCUAUGCACGCAUCUUUGAGACAUUGUGCCUUUAUUCUGGCAUUCACUGUGUGACACUAACUGGGUUUGCCAAGGGUGUAGACUAUCGUCCUGGGGUGAAGUUUGCUGGUGGCCCAUACAACCACAGCUGGAAUGCAGUGUAUGUGGACGGCUCCUGGCAGCUGGUGGACAGUCACUGGGCUACAAGGUACCUGCAGUCAGAGAAGAACUCCCCAGAGAACCUGGUCUACGAGUAUGAUGAUUUUUACUUCCUUACCAACCCUGAGCAACUCAUCUACAGCCACUGGCCUGAGGAGCAGCCAUGGCAACUCCUUCCCCGUCCUCUCAGCCUGCCAGAGUUUGAAGACCUGCCCCUGGCCAAGUCUCACUUCUUCAAGUGUGGGAUGCAGUUCUGGAGCCACAACACUGGUACCAUUCUCACCGAGCGUGGCAAGCUCACUCUCACUCUUGGUUUCAGGAGUCCCACAGCUUUCACCUACAAGCUGGUCUUUGGGGAGAACAACAAGGAGGUUUAUCAGGGUAUUAAGCUGAAUCGGUAUGUUCUUCAAGAAACUCUGGAGAAUCAGGUAAACCACUAUCUGCGGGCACCAUUGGAGGGGUCUUACUAUCUCACUAUCUAUGCCCAGAAGGUUUCCAAUGAGAUCAAUGUGGAGAAUGUCUUCAAUGCUGCCUGUGAGUACAAGGUCAUCUGUGACCGCCCUGCAGAUGACAGCACACCCUAUCCUCAGACCUCUGACACCAACUGGGGUCCUGGAGCACCUGUGCGAUCCCUGGGGCUGAGACCAAGCCACAAGGAGGGGGUUAUUCAAGCCAUCAAUGGCAGAGCUGAGCUGCGCUUUGCCAAGACCCGUCCAGUGAGACUGCUUGCCAAGCUGCAGAAGAAUGGUGAAGAUGAGGGUCAGUUGGAUGAGUAUAUCCAACACCAUGAGACAGAAAACCAAUCCACGUUUAAUUUGGAGCUGCCACAGAAGGGUGAAUAUGCCCUGGAAAUUUAUGCCAAUGACCCAGAGAAGGAUGACAGCACCUAUACCCAUAUUUGCCAGUAUGUUGUAGAGUACUCAGCAGACAGCUCAGAUCAACAGAACUACGGCACCCUGACUCUGAAGAAGGGCUACAGGCAGUCACCAGCCAGAGGUGCUGAUGUGAAAUACAAGGAGGGAUAUCAGUCUCUGCCAAGAGGAAGCCACACAGAGGUCCGUGAGGGUUAUGGUUCUAUGCCACGCAAGAGCCAGUCUGGACAGGACGUCAGAGAAGGCUAUGCUACCAUGCCUGCCAACAUGAAAGGAAGGCGAUAUGACCCUCAACAAGAUGGUGUCCCACUGCCAGGCCUAAAUGAUCAACUAAAUAAAGAAGUGGUUGGACGCAGUCACCUCACUCAGGAAGAGUUCAGCAGGUAUGAAGACUCUUUCAGGAGCCCCACAUCCAAGACUGAAUACUAUGGCGCUGGCACACCAGAGCAGUAUGGCUAUUCAGACAAGCAGGCUGGCAGAGCUGGUCCUGGCAUUGUACAGUACCAGAGAGACCAAUAUGCAGGUGACUCUGCAGGAAGAGGACCUGCGGGUUAUGAUCAGCGUAGAGCACCAGAGCAGUAUGAUAGCUAUGGUCGUCCAAUUACUACCACCACGACCACUACUACUGUCUUCACUGACCGCUACCGCCCUGAUAGUGCUGGCAGACCAAUGAGAGGAGAUGAGAUGACAGAGAAAGUCACCCUGUCUAAGAGCCAGGAAGAAUUGGCUGCCCAGAGAGCAGCUAAUGAAGAGCAGAUCCAAGCUGAGAAAAGGAAGGCGCCCCAAACCUUGCCAAAGCCUACUAAGGGUAAGCCUGGUACUGAAGAUUUCCCACCACCACCACCUGAGGCAUUUGUCAUCAGGGGAGAUGAGGAAUUGCCCCCACCACCUCCCCCGCUGCCAGCAGAAUAUGGCAAGGUGCAGGAUGUCACUGUGACAACACCAGGCCAACAACAGUAUGUUAUUGGGGCUGAUGGACAACGCCACCCUGUCAAAAUUGAGUUUGUCACUGGAGAGACACAGAGGGGCGUCCAGGCCCAGCCAGCACCUGCUCCCAAAGGAACACCAGUCAAGAUAGAAUAUGUCAAGGAGUUCUCACCAAAUGUUCCCAGACAACAGGGCAAACUUGGUGAGACACCAGAUGGCAAGAAGUCACCUCCUGUGACAGGGUACCAGCAGUGGAAGUCUGACUUCCCGCCACCACCACCCCCAGAGAGAAGCGACUCUAAAGGAUCACCUAAGAAAGAUGCAUACAAUGUCACCGUUUUGCACGAGUUUAAGACACCAGAAGAUGGCCAAGGGCCACCAAGGAGACCAGAGUCACUCUCCACUCAGCCACCAGUUUCCCCUCAGAGAUACUCUCCUAUUGAAAUCCGCUUUCAAGUUCCUUUAGGAGAUAGGACGCCAAGUCCAGGUAUUGGCCAGCCAGUGGCCCCCGCAUCCUUCCAGCCAGUCCGUAUUGAGACUCGUGUGAAGCCCCCCAGUCCCGCACCUCCUCCAACACCCCUGAAGGAAGAGGUGUUCACAGACAGGACAAUGGCUUUCAAGACCAUUGACAGGCAUGCCAUGGAGGUUUCACAAAAAGAACACAAGAGUUUCAGAGACAUGGUAUGGGCACUGAUUUACUCCAAAGGCAUCACAGAUGACUUGAACAAAGCUAGAGCUAUUUUCCUGUGGUUAUGUACCAAAGACCUGAGUAAAAUGCACUUUGAGCACGUGGCUCCAGACACCCCUGAAGAGAUCUUGAUGGGAUUGAAGGAAGGAAAGGCCACAUAUGCUGUCAUAUAUGAGACUCUCUGCAGUUAUGCUGGUCUGCACUGCAAAGUGAUCAGCGGUUAUGCAAAGGGAGCAGACUACAAACCUGGCAUGAAAUUCACUGGGGACACGGCUCACCACUCCUGGAAUGCUGUGCUCAUUGAUGGCCACUGGCGCUUAGUAGAUUGCCACUGGGCUGCCAGAAGGAUGAUCGGCAAGAAGGGAGCUGAAAAUGUCAGAUAUGGACUUGAUGAAUAUUAUUUUAUGAUCGAUCAACGCCAGCUUAUAUACACUCACUUCCCUGAUGAUCCAAACUGGCAACUGCUAGAGAGGCAAUACACAUUAGAGGAAUUUGAAAAUCUUCCACCUGUUAAGUCACUGUUCUUUAAAUAUGGCCUGGACUUGUUAAGCCACAAGAAUGCAGUUAUCUACACAGAUGAUGAGGUGGCUGUACAGGUGGGUUUCUCCCUGUAUAGAGGUCCUGGAUUAGAAUUCCACUGCAGUCUGGCUUUUGAGGAUGGACGCGAAGAAAUAAGGGACACAAAAUUAUCCAGGUUUAUCCUGCAAGAAACAGGGGAUCGUUUUGCCUCAUUUAAAAUCCGAGUCCCAGACCAAGGAUCCUACAAGUUUGUCAUCUAUGCCAAGGAAGUUGGAGGUGAGGAUGCAGAGAAGAUGUACAGUGCUGUUUGCGAGUACCAAAUUGUUUGUCUUAGCACACCCAUAGAUCCAACUCCCUUCCCACCAUGCUCAGCACCAACCUGGGGCCUUAGUCAUGGAGCAGCAAAGAAGUACGGAGUUGUUACCAAUCAGAUGGCAGCUACAGUUGGAACCACAAACGGACAGGCAGAAAUCAGAUUCAAGUUGGAAAAACCAUUGUUGUUCAUGGCUAAGAUGAAAAGUAAUGACUUUGAUGAGAAGGACCUGGAUGGAACUGUUAUGCAUCGUGUUGUGAAUGAUACUGCCAUAUUUAGUAUUUCGGUGCCACAGCAAGGCGAAUACGGAUUGGAGAUCUUUGCCAAUGAACCAGCCAAGGAUGGGAAGACCCUUUUCCACAUGUGCCAGUACUUCGUGGUAUGUAACGAAAGUAAAGUAUCUGGUGUCCGCUAUCCACAGCUCCCUGCAGCCUACCUAGGGCCCCAGCCAGGGUACACUAAUCUCAAAAUGAAUACCAUUUCACACAAGGAUCCUCUCAUUGUUAACCAUACCGGUGAGCUGGAGGUUGAGUUCUCUCUCUCACAACCCAUGCGCGUCACGUCGAAUCUCAUCGAGACCGCCAAUGGCCAUGAGCACCCGGACAACAUCCUGCAGCAGCAGCAGAACAACUCGUUGACCUUCAACCUGCGACUCCCACAUCCUGGUGUCUACAAGUUCCAGAUCUAUGCCCAGUCUCUCACGGAACCCAGUGAGAAUUUGCCAGGUGUAUACAACUAUCUCAUCAACUGUGACAAUGUGAGCCGCGUGCCAGUCACUCCCUACCCACGUCAGUUUGCCCAGUGGAAAGAAGGCUGUUACCUGUAUGAGCCACAGGAUGGCAAACUGAGCAGCCAGCGCCUUGGUGCCAAUGUGCAGCAUAAUUACCUGUUUUUCAAACUGGAAGUCCCUAAGGCAAGAAUGGUGGCUGUUGUCGUUGGCGAGGAGUGGGAACAGUUGGAACCCAAGCAGACUGGUACCUGGGAAGGCGGGGUCUACAUGGAUAAGUUCUGGGGGAAAGCCACUCGCCUGGCCGUCACUGCCAAUUAUGGAGGUAGCACUUCUAGUUAUAACACACUGCUGGAGUUCAGCUUGCAUUAACUGUUAAGUUGCAAAUAAGAAAAAAAUGCUGAACUUUUGAUUUGCUUCAAAAAACUGCAAGUUCAGAAUACGCAAAAGUGGUAGAACAUGGGUUUGUUUUAUUGCAAAUAGUGAUACAUUACUCACAUAAAAUUUGGUAACUUUAGGCCAGUGACUGUUAAGUAAUACAAUCUUGCAGCAUAGAACUAAUAUUCAGCAAGCCCCUAGCUUAUUGUGUUUAUUUGAUAUUCACUGGGCUUGCUUCUUGCAAAACCCCUACACAUCUCAGUGUGUGGCACCUAGUGCAUUAUAUUAAGUUUAUCGUACAUGACAUAUUUACCAAGAAAGUUUUUCACACUUGGCAACAGACUAAUCUCAGUUACAAGGAGACAAACUUCAAGCGGAUUGUUUAGAUGCUCGAACAGCAGAUAACAUUUGAUGGAAAAGAAGACUUGACUGUAUAGCUCUGCUUCUUGUCAUCUUUAAUUCAUUUUAAGGAUUGUGCAAUUUCCUGUACUUGGAGAGCAAAAUGCAAUCAUGAAUCUACAUUUCAAAAAGGUUGAAAUAUGACUUUCUGGUCUAAUUAUGUUAAAGCAUCAUAGACAGUUUAAAAUGAUUACAAGAUCUGCACUUGAUGUGACGCUCAUGUUUUGCCUCAGUAACUUAGAUUUGUUCAACAUUUGUUAAAGUCUUUAGCCUUGCAUUUUUCUUACUUGUACUGCUUUAGAAGCUAGUAGUGAUACAUAGUGCUGGGUUUUACAAAGGACGGAUUAUUUGAAAUGGGUUUUUUAUACAUUUGUCAUAGAUUGACAUGUUCUUUUUGCUUCAUCAAAGCUUGUGUUUAUAGAUACGUCCACAUUAUAUUUCAGAUAUAUACAUGUAUGUAUAAUUCAGACUGUUUGGUUUUCCUACCAAUUAUGAGAUGUUAUUAUUGGAUGAAAUAAAGAAUGGCUUUUUAUAUUCAAUAAAAUAUUGCUUUGCCUUG
Messenger RNA from Lingula anatina, 6048 nucleotides. RefSeq lists its product as uncharacterized. The record is from RefSeq and is a predicted model, not a curated record. Lineage: Eukaryota; Metazoa; Brachiopoda; Lingulata; Lingulida; Lingulidae.